ACCAAAACGACAUGGGGAUCCCGGACGAGCUUGGCCCUAUCCUCAUCGGGGGGUUGGUCUCCGCUGCGUAUGCAUGGCAUUGCCUGAUUUUGUCACACUUCCUCUCAUUUUAUGUCAAGGUUAUAUGGCAUAACGACUCUCCAGGGGCGUUUUAAAUGGGAUAUUCAGCCUCGUGCUUUACUUACCGGUUAUAGACGUAUGUGUAUUUCAUGCACUAUGUUGAGGAUGCCUCAAUCAAAAAAUUCCUGGUUGCUGCUGUGUGGGUUCUCGAUACCCUGCAUGUCUCGCUCACGUGUCACAUCUUGUAUUACUACAUGAUAACCAAUUAUGGUGUUCCAACGAGUUUGGAGUAUAAUAUCUGGUCAUUAACAAUGUCGUUUCUGGUGAAUAUAUUUAUGGUUUGUAUAACUCAAUUGUUCUUUGCAAACAUAAUAUAUUAUCUUUGUCGCCCUCAUGUGAAGUGGUUAGUGACCACCCCAAUUAUGCUACUAGUUCUAGCUCACUUCGGGUUUGGCAUGGAGACAGUUGUUCUGGAGUUCGUAAAUAACAGGAUCAGUGUCCUCACGCAGAUUAAGUUUUACGGCGUGACACCCACCGUAGCUACCGUCGUACUCGCUGAGACUCUGAUUACGGUGUCACUUUGCAUACUUCUGUAUGACGGUGGCUCUUACUUUGCAUUCCCAGGAACGAAGCGUCUCUUGAACACACUUAUCAUCUAUGCUGUUAACCGGUGUUUGCUGACUUUACUAGUUGCCAUUGCAGAGCUGGUCAUGGUACAUGUGGCCUAUUAUACUAUGCUUAUGUCGCUCUCACACUUCCCUCAGACUGCUAAUGAAAAACAUGCCUGGUUAAUAGGGUUAAACUUCAUCAUUGGAAAGCUAUAUGCCAACUCGCUUCUAGCAUCGCUGAAUACCCGGCAAUAUCUUCGAUCUCUGGGCUCAGGCAUCGAGUCAGCCGAACACGUCGGUGCCAUCCACUUCGCGGACCCGGCGAAUCUUUCGUGGACAGAGGGGGUUCGAAGGGUGGAGUAAGGCGGUUCGACGUGCACGAGAUAACCGCUAUCGGCAUUAGUGCCGAUGUGACACUUGAUAAUGCGAUAGUAUUGCGG
This is a messenger RNA of Pisolithus orientalis, 1108 nucleotides long. RefSeq lists its product as uncharacterized. The record is from RefSeq and is a predicted model, not a curated record. Bases 210 to 1031 code for a protein of 273 amino acids. The transcript has 18 exons. Lineage: Eukaryota; Fungi; Basidiomycota; Agaricomycetes; Boletales; Pisolithaceae.